Cynoglossus semilaevis (tongue sole) is the source of this 979-nucleotide messenger RNA. RefSeq names its product gamma-aminobutyric acid receptor subunit alpha-4-like. The transcript is spliced from 6 exons. Gene Ontology annotation, cellular component: membrane. Gene Ontology annotation, molecular function: extracellular ligand-gated monoatomic ion channel activity; GABA-A receptor activity. Lineage: Eukaryota; Metazoa; Chordata; Actinopteri; Pleuronectiformes; Cynoglossidae. Gene Ontology annotation, biological process: monoatomic ion transmembrane transport. Bases 200 to 979 code for a protein of 259 amino acids. The record is from RefSeq and is a predicted model, not a curated record.
AUGGAGAGAGAGAGAGAGAGAGAGAGAGGCAGUUGAAGUGAAGCUCUUGAGAUGUUUCUUCUUCUUCUAAAAACCACAUCGUCCACCAAAACAAUCAGCAGCAGCAGCAGCAGUUUGGAUCUUACACGCAGGGGACGGGGCUUUUGCGGGGGGUAAAAAGUGAGUGCGUGUGCGUCCGUGCGUGCGUGUGCGUGUGUGCAUGUGGCAGACACACUGCGGGAGCAGCAGCAGCAGCAGCAGAGAGACUGUUCCACAACUUCCCUCCUCCGUGCGCCGCUCUCUGCCCUCGGCGUCGCUGCCGUCUUUCCUGCUGCUUUUUUUUUCUCCCCGGGACACAGGGUCUGCUGUGGUGAGAUGUGAAGAGGCUGAAGUAUGGCAUGCAAACAUGCUCUCUACCAAAAAGAAGGCGAUGGAGACAGCCAUGUGUCCUGCACGGAUUCGCUCCCUGUUCUACUUUUUCUGUCUGCUCACCUGUGUAAAGGACAUUUCUGGACAGACAAGGAAGGAUGAAAAGCUCUACCCGGAGAAUUUCACUCGCAUUUUAGACCGACUUCUGGACGGAUACGACAACAGGCUGCGACCUGGAUUCGGAGGUCCUGUGACGGAGGUCAAGACGGAUAUUUAUGUGACAAGUUUUGGGCCUGUUUCAGAUGUUGAAAUGGAGUACACCAUGGACGUGUUCUUUCGGCAGACGUGGGUGGACAGAAGACUGAUGUACGAGGGUCCGGUGGAGAUCUUGAGGUUGAACAACUUGAUGGUGACGAAGGUGUGGACUCCAGACACGUUCUUCAGGAACGGAAAGAGAUCGGUGGCUCACAACAUGACGGCUCCCAACAAGCUUUUCCGCAUCAUGAAAAACGGCACAAUUCUCUACACCAUGAGAUUGACUAUUAGUGCCGAGUGUCCCAUGAAGCUGGUGAACUUCCCCAUGGACGGACAUGCGUGCCCACUCAAAUUUGGAAGCUGUGUGGAGGUGUAA